AUGGUUCAACCUAAAGGUUUUGAAGAUCCUACCAAUCCACAGUUUGUGUGUAAGUUGCAUAACUCUAUUUACGAAUUAAAACAAGCUCCUCGGGCUUGGUUUAAUUGCUUAUCCACUGCACUUUUAUCUCUUGGAUUUGUAAGCUCUCAGGUUGAUCCCUCUCUGUUCACUUAUCACAGUGACUCUACACAUGCCUUCCUGCUAGUUUACGUGGACGACAUUCUCGUGACAUCUAAUGUUCAGUUGUUUAUUGAUGAGUUGAUCUCUAGUCUUCAGCUGGACUUUGCUAUGAAAGAUCUUGGGCAGUUAUCAUACUUCCUUAGUAUUGAAGCUACUCGUGAUUCUUCCGGUUUACAUCUUCGGCAGACCAGAUAUAUUAUUGAUCUCUUGGAUCGUGUCAAUCUCAUUGGCAUCCGUCCUUAUCGUGCCCCAUGUGUUUCAGGUACUAAGCUAUCCAAAUUUGAUGGAGACCCCUUGCUUGAUCCUUCCGAAUAUCGUCACACAGUCGGUGCUUUAAAAUAUGUAACUCUUAAUUGCCCAGAUAUCGCCUACUCCAUGAAUCAACUUUGCCAACAUAUGCAAGCACCAACUACAGCUCAUUGGACUGCAGCCAAGCAUGUCCUACGUUACUUGAAAAAUACUCUGGACUUUGGCCUCUUUUACAGACCUGGUUCUUUCUCCAUUAACGCAUAUUGUGACUCGGAUUGGAUCGGUGAUCCCGAUGAUAGACGUUCAACGUGUGGCUAUGGUGUUUUUGUUGGUCUCAAUCUUAUCUCGUGGUCGGCGAAGAAACAACCAGUGGUCUCUAAAUCAAGCACUAAGGCCGAAUAUAGAUGUCUGGCUCUAGUUACAACUGAAGUGUAUUGGCUGCGUAUGCUGUUAUGUGAACUGCAGAUUUCUCUUGAUUCACCUCCUGUUAUUUGGUGCGAUAACAUUAGUGCCCUUGCAAUUGCCUCCAAUCCUAUUUUUUAUGCACGUUCUAAGCAUAUCAAGGUGGACUACCAUUUUGUGCGUGAGAAAUUCGCACACCGAGACAUCAUUUUGGAGAAUAUUUCAACUUCUAUUCAGCCUACAUAUAUUUUCACCAAAGGGCAUACAGCUGAUAGAUUUUGUUUCCUUCGUGAUAAAAUGGCUAUCUGCGAUCUUCCCGCCAGUUUGCGGGGGAAUGUUAGUGAUAACGAUGCUGAUCAUUCAAAUAUUCAAGAAAACUCAAAGCCAAGUCAGUGA
Messenger RNA from Pistacia vera, 1227 nucleotides. RefSeq lists its product as uncharacterized. The transcript has a single exon. The record is from RefSeq and is a predicted model, not a curated record. NCBI's taxonomy places the organism in Eukaryota, Viridiplantae, Streptophyta, Magnoliopsida, Sapindales, Anacardiaceae. Bases 1 to 1227 code for a protein of 408 amino acids.